Bombus huntii is the source of this 1094-nucleotide messenger RNA. RefSeq names its product methionine aminopeptidase 1D, mitochondrial. Gene Ontology annotation, biological process: proteolysis. The transcript has 6 exons. Gene Ontology annotation, molecular function: metalloaminopeptidase activity. Lineage: Eukaryota; Metazoa; Arthropoda; Insecta; Hymenoptera; Apidae. Bases 62 to 982 code for a protein of 306 amino acids. The record is from RefSeq and is a predicted model, not a curated record.
AAAUACGGAACUUUUUAAUUGAUCUUUUGUUUCAAAUUAUAAUUAUAUAAAUACCUCAAAAAUGUUUCUCAGAAGCUUUUUUAAAAGAAAACUCAAAACAAUACCACGUAAAUUUAUAAAUAAUUCUUUUGGAAGUUACGAGGUUAUUGUACCAUGGCAAGUUUCUGAAAUUAGAGAAGUACCACCAUAUAUCCCAAAACCUUCUUACAGUCAAUCUUCAAUACCUCGUGAUGGUCCAAAAAAACCCGAAAUUAAAGAUAAAAAUCAAAUACAAAGUAUGAGAGACAGUUGUAGAUUUGCUAAAAAAGUAUUAACUCAUAUUAAACAAUACAUAAAGCCUGGUAUAACUACAGAUGAAUUAGAUGCAGUAGUCCAUGAAAUGAUUAUAAGCAAUGGAGCUUAUCCUAGUCCGCUUAAUUAUAAAGGAUUUCCAAAGUCAAUAUGCACUAGUAUUAAUAAUGUUGCUUGCCAUGGAAUUCCAGAUAAAAGGCCAUUAGCAAAAGGAGAUAUGUUAAAUGUUGAUGUAACAGUAUAUUUACAUGGUUAUCAUGGAGAUUGUUCAAAAAUGUUUGAAGUGGAAGAAUGUGAUGAUGAAGCUAAACGUUUAAUAAGUGUAACAGAAUUGUGCUUAAAAAAUGCUAUUGAUAUUUGUAAACCUAAUGAAAAUUUCAGUAGUAUAGGGAAUGUUAUAGAAGAAACAGCAGCUAAACAAGGAUAUUCUAUAGUGCCAGUAUUCGCAGGACAUGGCAUAGGUACUUAUUUUCAUGGACCACCAGAUAUUUUUCAUUUUGCAAAUAAUUUUGAAGGAAAAAUGUUGCCUGGGAUGACAUUUACUAUUGAACCAGUUGUAAGUCAAGGUAGUAACAAAGUUAAAAUUCUAGAAGAUGGAUGGACAGCUGUUACAAUAGAUAAUGCACGAACUGCACAAUGUGAACAUACCAUUUUGAUUACUGAUAUUGGCUGUGAUGUAUUGACUCAUUAAUCUUGGAAAUUUACUUUUUAUUGCCUUAAAUACAUCUUGUAAUAAAAGGUGAUACAAUGAAAGUUUGUUUAGUAGAAUCAUAUUGUAAAUACAUUUUAUUAAGAAAAAUUUA